This is a messenger RNA of Phytomonas sp. Hart1, 1575 nucleotides long. NCBI's taxonomy places the organism in Eukaryota, Euglenozoa, Kinetoplastea, Trypanosomatida, Trypanosomatidae. The record is from the annotation of a GenBank genome assembly.
AUGGCGCAUCAUCUCAUCGAGCAUAGUUUUUUUUUCACCACAGAUGAGCGCGAGGCCAUUUAUCGAGCAAACAGCGCCGUCAAUACUCGCCCAGUGAGCUUCGUGACGCGAAUCUUUUUCCCUUUGUGGGCUUACAUCAGCGUAAAGCUACGGAAUGAGCAAAUCGCGCCGAACGCGAUUACAAUGGUGGGACUUUUGUGUUGUUUACAGGCCUAUCAGCUGAUUCAUACUUAUUAUCCCUACGGCGCGAUUGAUGAGGGGCGGCCCUGCCCGCACGCGAGCUGCUGUCCCUACAAAGACUUUUUUGAGGCCAAUAAAACAGUGCAGACGGCGACCCUCUUCGCCGCCUCGCUUUUGGUCGUUUCGAUUGUUUGCGGGUCGCUGGAUGGGGUCCACGCGAAACGCUGUCGAAUCGCAACAAGCCUUGGGGAUAUUUUCGCGCGCAUUUGCACCUCCAUCUCGCGCAUUUUCGUUGCCCUGACAGUGUUGGAGGUGAUGCACAUUGACGAUAUUCUAACCAAGUGGUACGUUCUUCUCAUAUUGCAGCUGAUUGAAUUCAACACCGUUCUCGGACGGAUUAAUGCAGAGAAUUUGCGCAAGGAUAAGGUGAAGAAUUGGGCCUAUGUUGUGACCUACUGCUUUCGCGAUUCGGAGAUCUCGUUCUUGAUCUUGAUGUUGAUGGCGCUGCGUUGGAUCUUCCCGGGCUUCGCGAGCUAUAUUAUUUAUCCAAACCAUCGCUAUGUUCAAUGGGGCCACUUUUUUUUGUUGUGUAUUUCCUUUCUCAACAUCGCGCUGCUUAAGAUGUGUGCAAAGCAUAAGAUCAGCAUUGCGAUUUGCCUUGUGGCGCGGGUGAUGCCCAUUUUCUACCUUCUUCCUUUUAACGAAUACAGUCUUUUGUCGAUUACGGGGGAUGCCCUGGUGGUGGGAUUAUUAUCUACGGAGGUUUAUGUCAGCCAUUUAUGCCAUCGACGCGUGCAUGCCGCCGUGACGUUGAUUUGCAUUGGCUCCAUCUUCAACGCCGUCGUGGCGGUGACCGGGACUGUCGUGUAUGUUAUUGGAAUUUUGGUAGACCUCUCCUACUCGCUGAAUUUGCCGAUUUUUGUUCCCGUACGGAACGUUUAUAUCGACGGCGUUUUCGAUCUUUGUCAUGCCGGGCAUAAACGGAUGAUGGCGAAGGCGCUUGGGUUUGGCAAUCGCCUUAUUGUGGGAGUUUGCGGGGAUGAGGAGUGUACGAUUUAUAAGCGUCGGCCGAUUAUGACGACCAAGGAGCGGGUGAACGAGGUGAAGCUCUGCAAGUACGUUUCAGAGGUCAUUCCCAACGUUCCCACCACCGGGAUCACCGCGGAGAUGAUAAAGUUCUACAACAUUCACAUCGUCGUUUGUGGGGAAGAAUAUAACAACCCAAAUGAUACCUACUACGAGGUGCCGCGGCGGCUGGGCAUUCUUCGAACGCUACCGCGGACCCCUGGUAUUUCAACGAGCCUGCUGAUCAGGCGAAUACGUUUGGCAAGUGAUUCGGAUGUGGAGGCGAAGGAUAAGUCUUCCGGAAAGUCGCGAGUGGGGAAUAACGAAUGA